AUGAAUAGCAGCCGAACUUCUGCUGUAUUAGAUCUUAAUGUACCAACUCCCAUACGUAACUCAUCUUAUGGCCUGGUUCGAUGGCCGAUAGCAAUUUCAGAUUUCGAUGAAACUGGAAACUUAGAGACAUCUCACGAAGAAAGUGAUCACGCAAAAAUUUUUGUUUUAUCUACGCAUUCGCAAUACGGCGAAGAAAAAUUAGAGUUGAGCUUAGAAAAAACGACAAUAAUUCAACUGGAUUCUGUAUUGGUUCGGUUAAAUGAAUUUCGAGAGAUACCAUGUGAACCACCAGAUGAGGAUUGUGAUGAAACCAAGUCGCCAACAAUACAUCCUUUUCCGCAACCAAUGAAAAGAUUUAACAAAAUGACCAAUAUAGUUGAUCUUUUUACUUCUAAUCCACCUUAUAAUCAAGAAUUCAAGACUAGGCAAGAAAAAGUAAAAUGGGUAACUCAUUUGUACAAUUCAAAAUCAAUAUUGUUGGGUUUCAUAAAAGAGAAACAAUUUGAACAUGUACCAUUGGAAGAAAAUUCAAUAAUAAGAACGAACCUUGGUUCCAAACCUAAAACCGAAGCCGUCAAACAUGCAAAGAAACUUUUGAAUGGACAUCAAACCUAUAGUCGAAAUUUAAACAAUACAAAUAUGGAAAGAAAUUAA
Messenger RNA from Ambispora leptoticha, 654 nucleotides. The record is from the annotation of a GenBank genome assembly. Lineage: Eukaryota; Fungi; Glomeromycota; Glomeromycetes; Archaeosporales; Ambisporaceae.